CGGAUGGCGGCCGGGGCGGCGGCGGGGCGCGGGCGCUGGGUGCUGGCGCUGCUGCUGGUGGCGGCGGAGCAGGCGGCGCUCGGGCGGAACCUCAGGUACCGGAUCUACGAGGAGCAGCGCGUGGGCACCGUGGUGGCCCGGCUGUCGGAGGACGUGGCGGACGUCCUGCAGCGGCUGCCCAACCCCGCGGCCGUGCGCUUCCGCGCCAUGCAGAGGGGCGAGGCGCCCCUGCUGGUGGUGAACGAGAGCACCGGGGAGCUGAGCGUCGGGGCCCCCAUCGACCGCGAGCAGCUGUGCCAGAAGAACCUCAACUGCUCGCUGGAGUUCGACGUGGUCACGCUGCCCACCGAGCACCUGCAGCUGCUGCACAUCGAGGUGGAGGUGCUGGACAUCAACGACAACGCGCCCCGCUUCGCGCGGCCCGUCAUCGCCCUGGAGAUCUCGGAGAGCGCGGCCGUGGGCACCCGGCUGCCCCUGGACAGCGCCUCCGACCCCGACGUGGGCGACAACGCCCUGCACACCUACGCGCUCUCCGACAACGACCGCUUCGACCUCGAGGUGCGCACGCGCACCGACGGCGCCAAGUACGCCGAGCUCAUCGUGGCCCGCGAGCUGGACCGCGAGCGCCAGGCCGCCUACGAGCUGCAGCUCACCGCCUGGGACAUGGGCGUCCCGCGGCGCUCCGGCUCCUCCCUGCUGCGCAUCCGCGUCUCCGACUCCAACGACAACAGCCCGGCCUUCGAGCGCCCGUCCUACGCCAUCGACCUCCCCGAGAGCGCGCCCGUGGGCACCCUGCUGCUGGACCUCAACGCCACCGACCCGGACGAGGGCGCCAACGGCAAGGUGGCCUACUCCUUCAGCAGCCACGUGGCGCCCAGGAUCGUGGAGACCUUCCGCAUCGACGCCGAGCGCGGCCACCUCACCCUCGCCCGGCAGGUGGACUACGAGCUGGUCAAGUCCUACGAGGUCGACGUGCAGGCCCAGGACCUGGGGCCCAACUCCAUCCCCGCGCACUGCAAGAUCAUCCUCCAGGUGGUGGACGUCAACGACAACAAGCCCGAGAUCAGCAUCAACUUCAUGUUCCCGGGCAAGGAGGAGGUGUCCUACAUCUUCGAGGGCGACCCCGUGGACACCUUCGUGGCCCUGGUGCGCGUCCACGACAAGGACUCCGGGCUGAACGGGGAGGUAGUGUGCCGGCUGCGCGGCCACGGCCACUUCCGACUGCAGAACACCUACGAGAACAACUACCUGAUCUUCACCAACGCCACGCUGGACCGGGAGAAGCGCUCCGAGUACAGCCUGACCAUCGUCGCCGAGGACCGGGGCACCCCCAGCCUCUCCUCGGUGAAGCAUUUCACCGUCCAGAUCAACGACAUCAACGACAACGCGCCCCUCUUCCAGCGGAGCCGCUACGAGCUCGUCAUCUCCGAGAACAACUCGCCCGGCGCCUACAUCACCACCGUCAGGGCCACCGACCCCGACCUCGGGGAGAACGGGCAGGUGACCUACACCAUCCUGGAGAGCCUCGUCCAGGGGAGCUCCAUCACCACCUACGUGACCGUCGACCCGUCCAACGGGGCCCUCUACGCCCUCCGGAUCUUCGACCACGAGGAGGUGAGUCAGAUCGCGUUCGUGGUGGAGGCCCGGGACGGAGGGAGCCCCAGGCAGCUGGCGAGCAACGCCACGGUGGUGCUCACCAUCCUGGACGAGAACGACAACGUGCCCGUGGUGGUGGAGCCCGCGCUGCACAACGGCACGGCCGAGGUGGCCAUCCCCAAGGCGGCCGAGAGCGGCUUCCACGUGGCGCGCCUGAGGGCCGUGGACCGGGACUCCGGGGUGAACGCCGAGCUCAGCUGCGCCAUCGCGGCCGGGAACGAGGACGGCGCUUUCCUCGUGGACCCGCAGACCUGCGACAUCCACACCAACGUGAGCAUGGAGGCCGCCCCCCACGCCGCGUGGGCCCUCUCCGUGGUCAUCCAGGACGGGGGGAACCCUCCCCUGCACACCAGGGUCCUCCUCAAGUGCGUGGUCUUGGAGAACACGCAGGCCGUGACCAGCACGGCCAUGACCUCGGUGAGCCAGGCCUCUCUGGAUGUGUCCAUGGUCAUCAUCAUCUCCCUGGGGGCCAUUUGCGCCGUGCUGCUGGUUAUCAUGGUGCUGUUCGCCACGCGGUGUAACCGGGAGAAGAAGGACACCCGCUCCUACAACUGCAGGGUGGCCGAGUCCACCUACCAGCACCACCCGAAGAGGCCGUCCAGGCAGAUCCACAAAGGGGACAUCACCCUGGUGCCCACGCUCAACGGCACCCUGCCCAUCAGGUCCCACCACCGGUCCUCGCCCUCCUCCUCGCCCACCUUGGAGCGGGGGCAGAUGGGCAGCCGCCAGAGCCACCAGAGCCACCAGUCACUCAACAGCCUGGUCACCAUCUCCUCCAACCACGUGCCGGAGAACUUCUCCUUGGAACUCACCCACGCCACGCCUGCGGUUGAGGUCUCCCAGCUUCUCUCCAUGCUCCACCAGGGUCAGUAUCAGCCCAGGCCGAGCUUUCGAGGAAACAAAUACUCCAGGAGCUAUAGAUAUGCCCUCCAAGACAUGGACAAAUUCAGCUUGAAAGACAGCGGCCGUGGCGACAGCGAGGCCGGGGACAGUGACUAUGAUCUGGGACGAGAUUCCCCGAUAGAUAGACUGCUGGGGGAAGGCUUCAGCGACCUCUUUCUCACCGAUGGGAGAAUCCCAGCAGCGAUGCGGCUCUGCACGGAGGAGUGCCGGGUCCUGGGCCACUCGGACCAGUGCUGGAUGCCCCCGCUGCCCUCGCCUUCGGAUUACCGCAGCAACAUGUUCAUCCCGGGCGAGGAGUUCCCGCCGCCGCCGCGGGCGCCGCCGGGGCGCGCGGGCCCCGAGGAGGAGGGCGGCGCGGGCGCGGGCGCGGAGCCCGGCGAGAAGAAGAAGAGCUUCUCCACCUUCGGCAAGGACGCGCCGCCGCCGCCCGAGGAGGAGGGGGAGGCGGCGGAGGAGCCGGGCGCGGCGGGCUCGCUGCUCUCCGAGAUGAACAGCGUGUUCCAGCGCCUGCUGCCCGCCGCCGCCCUGGACCCGGGGCCCGAGCCCGGCGGCGCCGACUCCCUGGAGCGCCGCAAGGGCCCCGCCGCCGCCGCGCCCAAGGCCGGCGGCGCCUACCCGCCGGGGGUGGCGGCCUGGGCGGCCAGCGCGCACUUCCCGGCCCCGGCCGGCGCCCCCGGCGGCGGCGCCAGCGCGCAGCCCUCGUGCAAGUGGCUGCCGGCCAUGGAGGAGAUCCCCGAGAACUACGAGGAGGACGACUUCGACACCGUGCUCGGCCACCUCGGCGACGGCAAGCCCGAGCUCAUGGACGCCAGCGAGCUGGUGGCCGAGAUCAACAAGCUGCUGCAGGACGUGCGCCAGAGCUAGGGCGCGCGCGCGCGCGGCGGGGCUGGGGGGCGCGCGCGG
Perognathus longimembris pacificus (Pacific pocket mouse) is the source of this 3462-nucleotide messenger RNA. RefSeq names its product protocadherin 18 (gene Pcdh18). The record is from RefSeq and is a predicted model, not a curated record. Gene Ontology annotation, biological process: homophilic cell-cell adhesion. Gene Ontology annotation, cellular component: plasma membrane. Gene Ontology annotation, molecular function: calcium ion binding. NCBI's taxonomy places the organism in Eukaryota, Metazoa, Chordata, Mammalia, Rodentia, Heteromyidae.